Molecule: messenger RNA, 1424 nt
Organism: Ornithodoros turicata
Lineage: Eukaryota; Metazoa; Arthropoda; Arachnida; Ixodida; Argasidae
Product: tRNA wybutosine-synthesizing protein 2 homolog
Exons: 6
Coding region: 186-1325 (379 amino acids)
Biological process (GO): tRNA methylation; wybutosine biosynthetic process
Cellular component (GO): cytoplasm
Molecular function (GO): tRNA methyltransferase activity
Source: RefSeq, a predicted model, not a curated record
GCGCCACCACUGGGAGGGACAUGAAACAGAUGAGACGCGUCCAAAAAACGAAAAAAGAAUAGCCGAAUAGCUUCGUUGAAUUUCCUAGUUUUCUAGUCGCUGUCUCAACUGUGCCAGCCCGUCGUAACUGUCGACUACACGUUUGCCACUGGAGACGUUCCUCGGUUGGCUAUGAUCUGCACAAAAUGAUGACAGAGAAAAGUGGAGAUCGCAUUUGGGCACUCUUCGUUGACGCGCGGGAAAAUGAUGUAGCUAGUAUCAAGUCUAUUUUGCGGAGCAAGAACUUACUCUCGAGCACAAGAAAGGCUGCUAGGGUCGGAGAAUCAACGGUAGCCUUUCCCCUCAGUAGCGCAGAAGGACUACAGGACCUCCACGAUGUAGAGCUGAAGCUCUCAGACCCCGAACUCUUUGCACGUGUGCAUAACGAGUGCCCUUACGAAAAACUUUUGUGUGGCAUCAAGGGACUGUUGCGUGCCAAGGGACUCGUGCUGGAUGACUCCUUAUUGGCCGAGGUGCCAAAACAUUGGCUCAGGCAUGGUGAUUUGGUGCUUCUCCCAAGCACUGCUUUCGCGCACCCAUUCUGGCAGCAGCUUGGCCAGGACCUGUGGCGGACGUGCUGCGACACCCUGAGGUGCUCUCGAAUUGCAUGCAACGGAGCUGUGACACCUGACGGUUACCGUUCUCCCACUGCCAAGCUGCUCCUUGGCGAGGACGGCUGGGUUGUUCACGUUGACAAUAGAAUCAGGUACACAUUUGACAUCACCAGAUGCAUGUUCAGCCCAGGAAAUGUGACAGAGAAGCUCCGUAUCGCACGUUUCAAGUGCCACGGCGAAACCGUCGUCGAUCUCUACGCAGGUAUAGGAUAUUUUACCCUUCCGUUUCUGGUGCACGCUGGAGCUGACUUGGUGCAUGCGUGCGAAUGGAACCCUGAUGCAGUGGAAGCCCUUCAACGAAACUUGCACCUGAACAAGGUUCAGGAUAGAUGCGUCGUCCAUUUUGGGGAUUGCAGAGAGGUAUGCCCAGCAGGCGUUGCCGACAGAGUCAACUUGGGCCUGAUUCCUUCUUCUGAAUCAGGAUGGGCUACGGCUUGUAGAGCGCUAAAACCCAAGGGCUGGAUGCACGUGCACGAAAAUGUACCGGAUGACAAAAAAGAGACGAGAGUGCGCCAAGUGUGUGCUGCUAUGGAACAGAUCUUCCUUCAAGUUCGUGGAACGGCGUGGACUGUUGAGUGCCUACACGUGGAGCGUGUUAAAUCCUACGCUCCUCACGUGCACCACGUUGUUAUGGACUUGCGCUGUGAGCAGACGCUAAAGGAUAUGUCCUGACGGACACUUUGCGUGCGCACCGCUGACGGGAACGAAUGCUUGUGAUCAGUGGAUGUCCGUGUACACGAGCAAUGUAAAUAAAGGUGUUAUUUUGUGUUA